Metschnikowia bicuspidata var. bicuspidata NRRL YB-4993 is the source of this 895-nucleotide messenger RNA. RefSeq lists its product as uncharacterized. Gene Ontology annotation, biological process: cristae formation. The coding region runs from base 447 to 815 and encodes 122 amino acids. The record is from RefSeq and is a predicted model, not a curated record. The transcript has a single exon. Gene Ontology annotation, cellular component: MICOS complex; mitochondrial crista junction. Lineage: Eukaryota; Fungi; Ascomycota; Pichiomycetes; Serinales; Metschnikowiaceae.
GCUUGUUUUGAAAAAGCACAUUCAAGUGUUCCUUUGUCCGCAGUCGAAAUUCAGCCCCAGACUCGAAGAGUCAUGUGAUCAGCUUUUCUAAUGGCACACCUCUGCUUCAUAGCGAAUCACCAGAUGUGAGCCUUGAAGAUCAGUAUCACCACUGCACGCGAUUCCAGUAUGACAAGAGGUGCCGUAGUUGCAUUACAGGAAACUUACCGCAGGGCCUGUCAAAAAACAAGAUCUAAAAGAAGUCAAACCAUCAUUAUUUUUUGAACCUUCCCUUAUCUGAUUUUUCAUUUUAUCAACAUAUUAUAUUGGCGGUAUUCAGUAGCCAUCAGCUCGAAGGUCUGGUCAGACCUGUGCACACCAAUCGCAGUGCGCUCUUCCCCACCAGCUCUGGUCUUGGAACAUGAUUCUACGCACUUGCAUAAUUCUCUAGAAUCUAAAAUACCAGCAUGGGAAACAGAAUCAACGGUUUUCUUGGAGGCGUUGCCUUGACCGGAUUUAUCACAAUGUCCACCAGUGCGGCCAUAAAACGUUCUGAGGCCAUUAACUCUGCGCAAAUUCGUCACUGUGACGAAUUCAUCAACAACCGAAUUCUUACGGAUACCCAUUUCCGCGAGAACGCAGCGCCUAUCAACAAGCGAGUAUUCCUGACUCACAGGCCAUCCAUGUGGGAGACGUGCAAGGAUAUCUGGAACGAGGAAAUCAUCAAGAUGGUGAACAAUGUAUACUCUAUCAACUGGCACAAGUUGGGGCUUGAGGCAGAUAAGAGAAUCGGCAAAAUGGCAGACAAGGUGUUGCAUGGGUCUGUAGAGAAGUGAAUUGGUGUAUAGAGAGAAAACAUAAUACAAUAAGAAAAUGAACGGCCCUUCUGGGAAUUCCAAUGGUAGACGAAGCGAGU